This is a messenger RNA of Closterium sp. NIES-65, 1881 nucleotides long. NCBI's taxonomy places the organism in Eukaryota, Viridiplantae, Streptophyta, Zygnematophyceae, Desmidiales, Closteriaceae. The record is from the annotation of a GenBank genome assembly.
AUGUGCAUGGGCAUCCUCUAUGGUGUCUCUGAGGCCACGCUGAAGAAGUAUCACGGUUGGGCCAGAGAGUACAAGCUCUUCAUGGCGCACGAGCUGCCAAAACUGGACGCGAGUAGGUUUGGUGAGGAGGCCUCGUUGAGAAACGCGAACCCCGACGAGAUCGGGGUCGCGCUCGAGCAGAACAUGGGUGGUGACUGGAAGAUGGCGGAGGGCGACGAGCAGUGGUUCCACGGCCGUGAGACGAAUCCGUGGCGCUUACGCAAAUACGUGACCUUCCUCGCGAACGAGACGGUCGCGCAGUCGGACAGAAUGGCCACACUCAAGCGGCCCGACAAGACCUUGAAGAAGAGACGCCAGUGCUCCCGUGCAAUGCUGAUGGGGCGUCUCAAGGCUUUGAACCUCCUCAUCAAGCUGGACGCGGCCAUCUUCAGGAAGCCCGUUCUGAACCUGCUGCGUGACUUUGCGGAGUGUCGCAUCUGGGUCCGCGUUCAAGUACGCGACCAGUACAAACGGUUUAUCGCGACGGGCAAGACAAACAAGGACUUCUCGCUCAACUACAUCUCGGCAGUGAGACACAUAGAUUGGAGUCUGUGCGCGGUCGGAGCCACGCUGCUCUGGCUGCACUGGGUGUACGAGUUGGUCCCCAUCCUCUACGGGGAUAUAGCCCCCCCUCUCGACUUCACGGAACCCUUGACGUGGUACGACCAGUACCUCUUCUUCCCCCUUCGCGCGGGCACAAAGAAGCAGAUACCGCCCACGACUCAUCACGACUGGGCGGCGAAGAUUUUGGGGGACGCGGGAAUCACAUGCUCGCGUGUGGUUCACGCGACGAGAGCUGGUGGGGCUCAGCACUCGUCCGCGGACGGAAUGCCCUCUGAUCAGCUGGCGAGACUAGGGGGUUGGCGCUUUAUCGACGUGAUGACUAAGCACUACCUCACAACUAUUUCGAGGGAGGCCGUGCUCCUGAAGGCUGGCUUCACAGGGGCUGAUGGUGACUACUUCCUGGGUCGCGCAACUGUUCCGGAGGUCAGUACUAGAAUGGACGCGCAGAACCAGGUGACCGUCCUCACUGAGUACCUGACUCGUUCGCAAGCGGACAACACCAGGCUGGGUGUAGAGUUGGUAGCGACUCAUAAACAGAUGAAAGAGCUGGAGGUUCUGUUGGAAGAUAGCGAUCGGGAGCUGGCCGCGAAAGACAAACGCGUGAAUGAUCUGGAGGCCCAGCUGUCGUGUCUCACCGUGAGCAGCUCAGGGCCGACCGCGGAUCCGAGUCCGGCAAACACUCCUGGAGCCGUGGUCGCGCCUACCAAUGCCGCAACCCCCACCGACCAGGGAAUGCGUAAGAAACCCGCACAGCCGACCAGGGACGAGACAAUUCGGGACGCAAUCAUGAAACCAUGGGUCAACGCGACCAAGCCGUCGGACGGAUGGAAGCUGUACAAGUCCACGCACCCGCUGAUCGGCGAGAGUCCUGAGUCGCUCCUGUCCCAACCCCCCGGUGCAGUUACGCGAAUGGCCGAGCUCAUUGGGAAGGAGGGAGGCGGCCAGAACGCCGCCCAGAAUGCGAUAAACCGUGUAAAGCGAGUCAUGGACAUCAUCUCCCGCAGGGUGGAGCAGGGAGACAACAUCGCGGUCGUGCUCGACAAGCUCGACCUCGUGUCUCGAACUGUGGGCAUGUCGGGUGUGUCGGAAGGUAUCGCGGUGAAGAAGAAGAGUGUUAACUUGAACCUGAGCGAGCUGAAAAAAGGUUCUCCGGCGGAGGUGCAGUUGCGGGUGAAAUGGAUGCUGGUACGCGACCGCAUGAUCGAUGCCUCUCUACCCGCGUCAGAGUUUCCGGUCGCGUGGCCUCAGUACUGUGCCCAGAUGCCCCGACUAGCUUAA